AUGGAUCGUCACAGGUCAGAAGCACCACCAUCUUCCCCUCCAUUGAGUUUCUACCUAGCUGCUCUUACCAUUGCAUCGCUAAUUUUCUUGUGCAUUUAUGGUUCUUCUUCUACCGUCAUUUAUGUGGUCAUAUUCGUCACGAUUUGCAUCGCGAUUUGCGUCGUCAGCGUGUUUGUUUCAAGAUUCAUCCAUGAGAGAAAACUGCUAGCAAAUGUUGUACGGUUUGGUAACGUAUCAAUGGCAUCAAUUAGUAGCAGUGAUUGUGCAAUCUGUAUAGAGAAUUUUCAGAACGGAGAGGAAUGCUUAGUUUUCCCAAAUUGUGGCCAUCUCUUUCAUUUGAAUUGUAUCAACCAUUGGAUACAGGCCAAUCCCACAUGCCCAAUUUGCCGUCAUCGUAUUCCAUUAGCAACCACCGUUUUCACCGCCUAA
This is a messenger RNA of Arachis ipaensis, 429 nucleotides long. The record is from RefSeq and is a predicted model, not a curated record. Lineage: Eukaryota; Viridiplantae; Streptophyta; Magnoliopsida; Fabales; Fabaceae.